Saxophila tyrrhenica is the source of this 852-nucleotide messenger RNA. RefSeq lists its product as uncharacterized. The coding region runs from base 1 to 852 and encodes 283 amino acids. The transcript has 2 exons. The record is from RefSeq and is a predicted model, not a curated record. Lineage: Eukaryota; Fungi; Ascomycota; Dothideomycetes; Mycosphaerellales; Extremaceae.
AUGCCGAAAGACAGCAACAUGAAAUCUCGAGUUUCGGGGUAUGCACCGAUGGCUGCACCAUACCCGACCACUGCCACCGGCUCGGCGGCAACACGGAGUGCAGCUAUCUGGAGUGCCGCGGACGACGAGAUCCUCCUUCAAGCUCGUGCUUCCGGCCUGAACUGGGGUCCUAUCUCUACGAAACACUUCCCGGGUAAAACGCCGAAUGCUUGCCGCAAGCGCCAUGAGCGGCUUGUCGAGAAGAGACACGGCGAAGAUUGGGACGUCCAGAAGUUGGAGCUCCUUGCUCAGGAGUAUGCUGCGGUCAGGAAGGAGAUGUGGGAGAUUCUUGGAGCACGGCUGGGCGAGAAAUGGGGGCUCGUAGAGGCCAAGUGCAUGGAGAAGGGACUCAAGACCCUUCUAUCCACCGCGCGCACAGCGCACAAGCGCAACAGCCCGAGCCAAAGCGGCUCCGUCGACGAACGAGGUACAGACCACCACAGCGAUUCAGGCAUCGGCUUCUCAGACGCUGAGAUGGAGGUAGACGACGCUGCCACUAUGUCCAGAAAGCACGCCACCUGGCCCGCUGAAGCUGAGACGAUUCACCAGCAACCACACCCCGAUCACGUCCGCUCGCGCAGCCUUCCGCAAGCUUUGCCAUCUCUACGACCGCUGCCGCUGUAUGUGCCUCCGCCGCCACCGAUCAGCACGCAGCGGAAGGCGUAUGACUUUGACGCACCAAAGACGACGAGUCCAGCGACUAUGUCCUUUGUGCGGCAUGCUUCGACGCAGCGCCAGUCGCCGGAAUCACAGAAGGGGAGGGGUGGGAUGAGUAUUCAGUCUGUUUUGUCGACGGAGCCGCAGUGUGCUUGA